Mus musculus (house mouse) is the source of this 4374-nucleotide messenger RNA. Its product is annotated as predicted gene, 54221. Bases 144 to 1145 code for a protein of 333 amino acids. The record is from RefSeq and is a predicted model, not a curated record. The transcript is spliced from 2 exons. Lineage: Eukaryota; Metazoa; Chordata; Mammalia; Rodentia; Muridae.
UUCCUUCACCACCAUCCUAGGAGGGCAGAGCUGCGUCACACCCGGUCUUCCUUGGUGCAGUGGACAGCGUCAGCCUUUCCAGUCACUUCCCCCCAGAAGCUCCCAACCUCCAGCUUUUCCUGGGCCUCCUGGGACAGUUCUUGAUGGGCUCUGAAGAGCUGGGGGCUGGGACAGGCGGCUCCCUGCCGCGCCUGCAGCAGAAAUGGUUGAACUCCCGAGAGUGUCCUACACUUAGGAGAGAAGCAGCCAAGGGGUUGUUUCCCACCAAGGACGACCCGUCUGCGUGCACGCGGAUGAGCCCAUCAGACAAAGACAUACUCAUUCUCUGCUGCAAACUUGGCAUAGCUCUGCUUUGCCUGGGGCUAUUGGGGGAAGUUGCGGUUCGUGCUCGCAGGGCUCUCACCCUUGAUUCUUUUAAUAACUCUUCUGUGCAAGAUUACAAUCUAAACGAUUCGGAGAACUCGACCUUCCUCCUGGGGCAAGGACCACAGCCAACUUCCUCUUACAAGCCACACCGACUUUGUCCUUCAGAAAUAGAAAUAAGAAUGCUUGCUAAAAAUUAUAUUUUUACCAAUAAGACCAACCCAAUAGGUCGAUUAUUAAUCACUAUGUUAAGAAAUGAAUCGUUACCUUUUAGUACUAUUUUUACUCAAAUUCAAAGGUUAGAAAUGGGAAUAGAAAAUAGAAAGAGACGCUCAACCUCAGUUGAAGAACAGGUGCAAGGACUAAGGGCCUCAGGCCUAGAAGUAAAAAGGGGAAAGAGGAGUGCACUUGUCAAAAUAGGAGACAGAUGGUGGCAACCAGGGACUUAUAGGGGACCUUACAUCUACAGACCAACAGAUGCCCCGCUACCAUAUACAGGAAGAUAUGAUUUAAAUUUUGAUAGGUGGGUCACAGUCAAUGGCUAUAAAGUGUUAUACAGAUCCCUCCCCUUUCGUGAAAGGCUCGCCAGAGCUAGACCUCCUUGGUGUGUGUUAACUCAGGAAGAAAAAGACGACAUGAAACAACAGGUACAUGAUUAUAUUUAUCUAGGAACAGGAAUGAACGUUUGGGGAAAGAUUUUUCAUUAUACCAAGGAGGGGGCAGUGGCUAGACAAUUAGAACACAUUUCUGCGGAUACCUUUGGCAUGAGGUAUAAUGGAUAACCUUUAUGAGCCCAACCUUGCGGUUCCCAGGGUUCAAAUAAGUUCUUGGUCACAAACUGUUCUUAAAACAAGGAUGUGAGACAAGUGGUUUCCUGACUUGGUUUGGUAUCAAAUGUUUUGAUCUAAGCUCUGAGUGUUCUAUUCUCCUAUGUUCUUUUGGAACUUAUCCAAGUCUUAUGUAAAUGCUUAUGUAAACCAUGAUAUAAAAGAGUGCUGAUUUUUUGAGUAAACUUGCAACAGUCCUAACAUUCACCUCUCGUGUGUUUGUGUCUGUUCGCCAUCCCGUCUCCGCUCGUCACUUAUCCUUCACUUUCCAGAGGGUCCCCCCGCAGACCCCGGUGACCCUCAGGUCGGCCGACUGCGGCAGCUGGCGCCCGAACAGGGACCCUCGGAUAAGUGACCCUUGUCUCUAUUUCUACUAUUUGGUGUUCGUCUUGUAUUGUCUCUUUCUUGUCUGGCUAUCAUCACAAGAGCGGAACGGACUCACCACAGGGAGCUGCAGUCCCGCCUACGGAGGAGAGGAAUUUUUGGCCAGAUGGAAAAUAUCUCACGUCACGGGGAUUCCUUACAAUCCCCAGGGACAGGCCAUUGUUGAACAAACACACCAAAAUAUAAAGGCACAGCUUAAUAAACUUCAAAAGGCUGGAAAAUACUAUACACCCCACCAUCUAUUGGCACAUGCUCUUUUUGUGCUGAAUCAUGUAAAUAUGGACAAUCAAGGCCAUACGGCGGCCGAAAGACAUUGGGGUCCAAUUUCAGCCGAUCCAAAACCUAUGGUUAUGUGAAAAGAUCUUCUCACAGGGUCCUGGAAAGGACCCGAUGUCCUAAUAACAGCCGGACGAGGCUAUGCUUGUGUUUUUCCACAAGAUGCCAAAUCACCAAUUUGGGUCCCUGACCGGUUCAUCCGACCUUUCACUGAGCGGAAGGGAUCGACGCCCACGCCUAGCGCUGCGGAAAAAACGCCGCCGCGAGAUGAGAAAGAUCACCAAAAAAGUCCGGAGAAUGACCCUAGACCCCAUCAAAGAGAAGACGGCUUAGCAACAGCUGCAGGCGUUGAUCUCCGAAGCGGAGGAGGUUCUUAAAACCUCACAAACUCCCCAAACCUCUUUGACCUUAUUUCUUGCUUUGUUGUCUGUCCUCGGCCCCCUGCCUGUGACCGGGGAAAGUUAUUGGGCUUACCUACCUAAACCACCUAUUCUCCAUCCCGUGGGAUGGGAAAGUACAGACCCCAUUAGAGUUCUGACAAAUCAAACCAUGUAUUUGGGUGGUUCGCCUGACUUUCACGGGUUUAGAAACAUGUCUGGUAAUGUACAUUUUGAGGAGAAGUCUGAUACGCUCCCCAUUUGCUUUUCCUUCUCCUUUUCUACCCCCAUGGGCUGCUUUCAAGUAGAUAAGCAGGUAUUUCUUUCUGAUACACCCACGGUUGAUAAUAAUAAACCUGGGGAAAAGGGUGAUAAAAGGCGUAUGUGGGAACUUUGGUUGACUACCUUGGGGAACUCGGGGGCCAAUACAAAACUGGUCCCUAUAAAAAAGAAGUUGCCCCCCAAAUAUCCUCACUGCCAGAUCGCCUUUAAGAAGGACGCCUUCUGGGAGAGAGACGAGUCUGCUCCUCCACGGUGGUUGCCUUGCGCCUUCCCUGACCAGGGGGUGAGUUUUUCUCCAAAAGGGGCCCUUGGGUUACUUUGGGAUUUCUCCCUUCCCUCGCCUAGUGUAGAUCAGUCAGAUCAGAUUAAAAACAAAAAGGAUCUAUUUGGAAAUUAUACUCCCCCUGUCAAUAAAGAGGUUCAUCGAUGGUAUGAAGCAAGAUGGGUAGAACCUACUUGGUUCUGAAAAAAUUCUCCUAAAGAUCCCAAUGAUAGAGAUUUUACUGCUCUAGUUCCCCAUACAAAAUUGUUUCGCUUAGUUGCAGCCUCAAGACAUCUUAUUCUCAAAAGGCCAAGAUUUCAAGAACAUGAGAUGAUUCCUACAUCUGCCUGUGUUACUUACCCUUAUGCCAUAUUAUUAGGAUUACCUCAGCUAAUAGAUAUAGAAAAAAGAGGAUCUACUUUUCAUAUUUCCUGUUCUUCUUGUAGAUUGACUAAUUGUUUAGAUUCUUCUGCCUACGACUAUGCAGCGAUCAUAGUCAAGAGGCCGCCAUAUGUGCUGCUACCUGUAGAUAUUGGUGAUGAACCAUGGUUUGAUGAUUCUGCCAUUCAAACUUUUAGGUAUGCCACAGAUUUAAUUCGAGCUAAGCGAUUUGUCGCGGCCAUUAUUCUGGGCAUAUCUGCUUUGAUUGCUAUUAUUACUUCCUUUGCUGUAGCUACUACUGCCUUAGUUAAAGAGAUGCAAACUGCUACGUUUGUUAAUAAUUUUCAUAGGAAUGUUACAUUAGCCUUAUCUGAACAAAGAAUAAUAGAUUUAAAAUUAGAAGCUAGACUUAAUGCUUUAAAAGAAGUAGUUUUAGAGUUGGGUCAAGAUGUGGCAAAUUUAAAGACCAGAAUGUCCACUAAGUGUCAUGCAAAUUAUGAUUUUAUCUGCGUUACACCACUACCAUAUAAUGCUUCUGAGAGCUGGGAAAGAACCAAGGCUCAUUUACUGGGCAUUUAAAAUAACAAUGAGAUUUCAUAUAACAUACAAAAAUUAACCAACCUAAUUAGUGAUAUGAGCAAACAACAUAUUGACGCAGUGGACCUUAGUGGCUUGGCUCAGUCUUUUGCCAACGGAGUGAAGGCUUUAAAUCCAUUGGAUUGGACACAAUAUUUCAUUUUUAUAGGAGUUGGAGCCCUGCUUUUGGUCAUAGUACUUAUGAUUUUCCCCAUUGUUUUCCAGUGCUUUGCAAAGAGCCUUGACCAAGUGCAGUCAGAUCUUAACGUGCUUCUUUUAAAAAAGAAAAAAGGGGGAAAUGCCGCGCCUGCAGCAGAAAUGGUUGAACUCCCGAGAGUGUCCUACACUUAGGAGAGAAGCAGCCAAGGGGUUGUUUCCCACCAAGGACGACCCGUCUGCGUGCACGCGGAUGAGCCCAUCAGACAAAGACAUACUCAUUCUCUGCUGCAAACUUGGCAUAGCUCUGCUUUGCCUGGGGCUAUUGGGGGAAGUUGCGGUUCGUGCUCGCAGGGCUCUCACCCUUGAUUCUUUUAAUAACUCUUCUGUGCAAGAUUACAAUCUAAACGAUUCGGAGAACUCGACCUUCCUCCUGGGGCAAGGACCACAGCCAACUUCCUCUUACAAGCCACACCGACUUUGUCCUUCA